Messenger RNA from Botrytis fragariae, 693 nucleotides. Its product is annotated as putative peptidase a1 protein. The coding region runs from base 1 to 693 and encodes 230 amino acids. The transcript has 2 exons. The record is from RefSeq and is a predicted model, not a curated record. Gene Ontology annotation, biological process: proteolysis. NCBI's taxonomy places the organism in Eukaryota, Fungi, Ascomycota, Leotiomycetes, Helotiales, Sclerotiniaceae. Gene Ontology annotation, molecular function: aspartic-type endopeptidase activity.
AUGAGAACUACUUUCGCUUCUGCACUCCUGGUGAGCGCCAUCGCUUUUCCUUCCCUCUCUUGCGCACAAAAGUUUGUUCAAUUCCCUAUAGCGCGAGUCAACAAUGGUGACGCUUUCGUAGCAGCAAUUAAUGUUGCCGUUGGCAACUCACCGCAGAAUAUGACCGCCAUCUUAGACACAGGCAGCAGUGACUUCUGGGUGCCGGCAAGUGGGAGCAAACUCUACGCCAAUCCUAAAAAUCAGUGCAUUGCAUCCGACAAGAAGUUUUCGACAGGCUCUUUCGCUUCCAACAGCUCUACUACCUUUGUGACAGGAAAGCCCAAUUUUUUUGCGAUCUAUACUGGCGGCGUGAAUGUCACUGGGACAUCUAUGCAAGACUCGAUCCGUCUUGGAAAUGCUGAACUCAAGAACAAUACCAUGGGUCUGAGUACCCAGGGUUUCUUACCCAGCGUUCUCUUUCCGGUUAUGGUGAUUGGUUUUGCAGCCCAGGAGUUCUCUGCGACGGAGCAAAACCCAACGCCAUAUGAGAACCUCCCAUUGACUCUGAAAUCGGUAGACUUGACCAAUACCGCUGCCUAUGGUAUUUACUUCAACUAUUUCAGUGGCAAUUCUUCUGUAGCGACACGCGCGGAGAUUUACUCUGGAAGCUGGAAUAACCUUAGGAGGCCUAUGCGUACGGUUCCAUUAGUGUGA